AUGUCCAUCCCCACUUCAUGCACCACGCUGGUCGUCGGCGGCGGCCCAGCAGGAUCCUACGCAGCAGCCGCUCUGGCGCGCGAGGGCGUGGACGUUGUUCUGCUGGAAGCCGAUGUCUUUCCACGAUAUCACAUUGGCGAGAGCAUGCUCGCGUCCAUCCGGCACUUCCUCCGCUUCAUUGACCUGGAGGAGACGAUUGAUAACUACGGGUUUCAGAAAAAGCGUGGGGCCGCCUUCAAAAUCAACGAAAAAGGCGAAGCGUACACCGACUUCGUCGCCGCCAAUGGGCCCAACGGCUAUGCAUGGAACUUCGUGCGCGCCGAAUCCGACGAGCUGAUGUUCCGGCACGCUGCGAAAUGCGGCGCCAAGGUUUUUGACGGUGUCAAAGUCACGGCGAUCGAGUUUACACCAAACGACGACCCCUUGUCUGAUGAUUCAACACCGCACGCCCAUUCGUACCAACGCCCUGUGUCUGCAAAAUGGGAGCGGAAAUCAGACGGCAGCGUUGGCACGAUUAAGUUCGAGUACCUCGUUGAUGCGAGUGGGAGGGCUGGCCUGGUCUCGACCAAGUAUUACAAGAACCGUAAGUUCAACCAGGGCUUGCGCAACAUCGCGAAUUGGGGGUAUUGGCGUGGCGCGGGCAGAUAUGCCCCGGGGAAGGAACAGGAGAAUCAGCCCUUUUUCGAGGCUUUAACUGAUGCAAGCGGCUGGUGCUGGGCAAUCCCCUUACACAAUGGCACCAUGUCCGUUGGCAUAGUCAUGAGCCAGGACCUUUUCGUGUCGAAGAAAAAGAGCCUAACCAACCUCUCUGGCUCCGCGUUAUAUCGUGAAUGUCUGAACCUAGCCCCAAAAAUCCAGGCCCUACUAUCCGACGCCGAGCUUGUCUCAGACAUAAAAUCCGCCUCGGACUGGUCGUAUAACGCUGACUCCUACGCGAGCCCGUAUAUCCGGCUCGCCGGGGACGCGGGCUGCUUUAUUGACCCGUACUUUUCUUCCGGCGUGCAUCUUGCGUUGGCCAGCGGGCUCUCGGCCGCAAUGACAAUUCAGGCGGCGAGAAGGGGAGACUGCGAUGAGCUUGCUGCGGCGAAAUGGCACUCAAGUAAAGUGAAAGAGGGGUAUACAAGGUUCCUGCUAGUUGUGAUGGUGGCGAUGAAGCAGAUUCGGCAUCAAACGGAGCCGGUGCUGAGUGACUUUGACGAGGACGGAUUCGAUAGGGCGUUUGGGUUCUUCAGGCCGAUCAUCCAAGGCACAGUCGACGCCGACGUCGGCAACAGACUGACUCAAUCCGAGGUCUCGAAAACAGUCGACUUCUGCCUCGGCGUAUUCAAGCCCGUCACUGCGGACCCGGCGAAAGACAAGGAGAUCAUGGCCAAGGUGGCUAGUGGCGACGCGGGCGACCUCGAGUCUCUCCCCGAAGACGAACUGCAAAUUCUGAAGUCAAUCCGGGCCCGGCAGGUGCUGAGGACGGGGGACUUGCUGAACCUGGACAAUUUUAACAGGGACGCUAUUGAUGGGAUGGUGCCGCGCUUGAAGCUGGGAAGCUUGACGCUGGUGAAGGUGGAGGCGGCGGGGCAGCAGCCUGAGUAUACAGAUAUCUUUGACCUGAGGAAGUUCACGACUCUGCUCUAA
Molecule: messenger RNA, 1629 nt
Organism: Aspergillus mulundensis
Lineage: Eukaryota; Fungi; Ascomycota; Eurotiomycetes; Eurotiales; Aspergillaceae
Product: NAD(P)/FAD-dependent oxidoreductase
Exons: 6
Coding region: 1-1629 (542 amino acids)
Molecular function (GO): monooxygenase activity
Source: RefSeq, a predicted model, not a curated record